GCCUACUUGAGGGAGGCUGGCGAGUGUGGGAGUGAGUAGAGACAGUAAUUUUUUCCUCUGGCCCUGAGGGGUCUCCUUCUCUAUAUAAGGCACUCUGAGCUGCAAAGGAGUUACUCAGUUCCUAUGUGCUUCAGGAACACCGCCAACAAGCAACAGCCCGGUGCUCUCACAAGGGAAUAAUCCUGACCAUUCUCUUGCGCGCAGAGGAAACUGAAAUACUCAAGCAGCUGGAUACUCAGUAACACAGAGGUUGUGUCUGGAACUCUGAGGAGCAGCGUUCACACAAAAUCCAGUGUCAACUGCAGUCUUACAGUCCGACCCAGACAGCAGAAGUGUCAGAAUGACCUGCGCUGCCAUGACCUGGUUCACUGUCCUCUCCCUCUCCUUCCUGCUGUUGUGCAUCAGUGACUCAGGUUCCCUCUUCCUGCCUGACUCCAAGGAGCUCAGGCAGCUGCUGAGCCGCUACGAGGAGGAAGCAGACCGGAACGGCACCAGCAACACAGCUGGCAAUAGGACCCGACGAGCCAUCCGCUGGUCGGACCGUGAGGAGAUCAUCCAGCUGCACAACAAGCUGAGGGGCGUCGUCUACCCAACUGCCUCAAACAUGGAGUACAUGGUUUGGGAUGAUGAUUUGGAGCGGUCUGCCACUCAUUGGGCAGGGGAGUGUCAAUGGGACCAUGGACCUCAGGACCUGCUGAUGUCUAUUGGACAAAACCUGGCUGUUCACUGGGGCAGAUACCGCUCUCCUGCCUUCCACGUCCAGGCCUGGUACGAUGAGGUGAAAGACUACACCUAUCCCUACCCCCACGAGUGCAAUCCCUGGUGUCCAGAACGCUGCUCCGGGCCCAUGUGCACCCAUUACACCCAGCUGGUCUGGGCAACCACUAGCCGAGUGGGCUGUGCUGUGCACGUGUGUCCAAAGAUGGACGUGUGGGGUGAAAUAUGGGAGAACGCCGUUUACCUUGUGUGCAACUAUUCCCCAAAGGGUAACUGGAUUGGAGAGGCCCCAUACCAACAUGGCCGCCCUUGUUCCCAGUGCCCUCCCAGCUAUGGAGGGGGAUGUAGGAAUAACCUGUGCUACAAAGACUCUCAGCGCUCAGAGACAGAGGACAUGAAUGAGGUGGAGAAGCCUCAGGUUCCAAUGCUGCCUCGUACCACCGCUAAACCUGCCCUCAAACCUAAACCGUCCACUCCGAAGAAACCAGUGUUCAAGCCCUCCACUCCGAAGCUCACCACACCAAGGACGCCAUCUUUAAAGACUACCAGUAACAACUACUUAGCUCAAAACAUUAAGUGUGAGACUAGACUGCGAGAUAAGUGCAAAGGAGCAACCUGCAACAGAUACAUUUGUCCAGCUAACUGCAUGACUAAGAAAGGGAAAGUCUGGGGAACUCUCUAUUAUGAUGUGCAAUCAAGUAUUUGCCGAGCUGCUAUUCAUUUUGGCGUGAUUGACAACAACGGAGGAUUGGUCGACAUCACAAGAAUGGACAAACUUCCAUUCUUUGUCAGAGCCACAAAGAAUGGCAUUGAGUCUCUCAGCAAAUAUAAACCCGGCAAUGCCUUUGUGGUGGCCAAGGUGGAAGAAAUGACUGCAGACUGCUACACCACAGUGGCUGAAAUCUGCCCUUUCAAAAAGCCCUACUCACACUGCCCAAGAAUCUUCUGUCCAGCUAACUGCAAGACUCAGCCUUCUUACUGGUCACCUGUUAUCGGAAACAACUUUUACACAGAUAACUCCAGUAUUUGUAAAGCAGCCAUCCAUGCAGGGGUAAUCAAAGCAGAUGGCGGUCUUGUGGAUGUUCUGCCACUGGACAAGAGAAAGAGCUAUCUUGGAGUCCUGAAAAAUGGCAUCCAGUCUGAAAGCAAGACCAACACAGAGGGGGGUUCCUUCCGAGUCUUUGCUGUGAGGGAGUGAGACUUCAGUUCAGAAGUCCAAAGACCAACAGAGUCACCUCAGCUGCUCUUGAAGAGCAGGAAGUGCCCACAGGUUGGAUACCAAGGCUGUUCAUCUGUCUCUGUGUCUUCAGUGGAAAUAGAACGUCCCAGCAGAUUGAUAGACAAUUUUCCCUCUUAGUUAUCAAACAGUAGCCACCCAGUAGAAGGAAUUGUCCGAUAUUUUAAUGAAUUGUUAUUUUUUCUCAUCUUGUAACUCCAGAUAUGGAUAUUCCUUAGACAUACGUAAUCUGUGAAUACAGAAUUUUUUUAUAUAUAUUAUGAUGCAUUGAACAGCUGGUGCUGGAAGUUUUGAGUUAGACAUGUUUUACAGAAAGUACUGUGUUUACAAAUAUAAGUUGGUUUUCAUACACAGGAAUGUAUACUGAUCACACUGUAUUUAAUCAUUGUGUACAGAAUAUAUGAUAUUUUGUUUGUUUUAAAAAUGGAGUACCAUAUAUUAACAUUAUGUUCUAUUCUGAUUUGUUAUUUUAUUUUAUUGCUGCCUUCUUCCUCUUCGCCUGGAUAAUAUUUGCUUUUCUGCUCCUGAAAAUUUAGACUGUGAAAUCAAAUCUAAGUCUAAAUUGUAUUUAUAAGUUAAGAGGUGUGCUCAAUGUGAGGUGGGAUGUUUAUUGGCUGGGUAGAGCAGAACUCAUCAGGCAGACAUAAAGGGAGAGGAAACAAUAUGGUAGAUGAAAGUGUAUACAGUAGGCAGCAGGCACUGCAACAGGAAAAUAAUGUCUCCCUUGAGGAGGCUGGUGUCACUUCAGUGCCAGACGAGGGAUUAAGUGAAGGUGUUACAUUGCUGAAGUCACUGUGUAGUAUAUGAUAGUUGGUGGAGAUGGGCCUUCCGAAUGGUGGCAGUAGUGUGGACAAUCACAGACAGCAGAUAUGUUUAUAAUGAUAAGCAGUAAUAUGUCAUUUUAUUUUAUAUUUAUUGUUGCUUAGUGCUUUCGUUGUUUCUUUAUUUCUCUGGCUCCUUAAAAUAAAUGAAAAUGCUAAAUUUGUCCCCUCCCCACCAGACAGAUGAAUGUGUCACAUGUUUCAGGUACAAAGAGAGUUUCUUUGUGUAAACACCAGGCCAUAACAAUCAAACUGUAGUUUAUGCACUAUGGAACAAACUACACUACAGUAUGCAGUGUAAGCAGGAGACAGACCUGUAAUGUCUAUCAUUGUACUGGACUGAGGCACUGUGGCCAUUGGUACAGCCCUGAUUUCAAUACUUUUUUCUCUGUACACUUAUGUCUCUAAACCGUUUCUCUUGUGUCAUAUAAAUCCUGAGAAACUAAUUAAACAAAUGUAAAGUGCAGUUUAUGCUGCAGGACUGGGGUGUCCAGUUGGGAUCCUAAAAUCACACCAAACACAUUAUAGCACCAUUAAAUCUUGUCUCUCUACCUGUUGGGUUUCCUUAAGGAUUCAAAAGUAAAAGCCAAGACAAAAUGACUAACUUCUUUUCCUAAAAGCAUAUUUAAACUCUAAUCUCUUUAUUCUACCUCAGUCCUAUCGCUGCGCCAGGCAUUUAAGUCUUUUCUAUAUGGGAAUUUUUAUGGGAAAUUUUAAAGGUUUUGUAAAAUUAUGCGAACUGUAAAUACUAUGAUUUUUGUUUUUGAAUCAUCUUCUAUGCAGUAAGAUUAUAAUUAAAAUGUGUGAAUUUA
This is a messenger RNA of Seriola dumerili (greater amberjack), 3587 nucleotides long. RefSeq names its product cysteine-rich secretory protein LCCL domain-containing 2-like (gene crispld2). The transcript has 15 exons. NCBI's taxonomy places the organism in Eukaryota, Metazoa, Chordata, Actinopteri, Carangiformes, Carangidae. The coding region runs from base 341 to 1915 and encodes 524 amino acids. Gene Ontology annotation, cellular component: extracellular region. The record is from RefSeq and is a predicted model, not a curated record.